CAAGGAUAGAUCAUUACUGUCUAUACCUCUGAGAAGUGGAUUUUAUCUUCUGAGUGGGUUGUAUCCUUGUAGCCUGAGACGCGCCGUCAUUUGCAUCAAAUUCGGUUGAUCUCAGCCUCGCCCGUCAGCCUCGUUCAUCUCCAAGGCGGUGAGCCUUGCCGUUUCCCCACCUCGCUCCCAAAUUCUGCCGCGGAUUUUCUGGCUUGAGGCACUAAUUUCAGGCAAACCUGAUCAUUUACUAGCACAAGCACUCUGUCGCUUGUGCCUUGUGUGGUUUAGGAUUACUUCUGCAAACAAUCCAGAAAUCAAUAGACAACCUCGUUGCGAUGAAACACGCAGUACGGUGACCGUGAAAAGGAGAGUAUUCUCCGACUCGGCGUUCCGAGAAAUCUAGCAUAUUCACGGCGCAUUCACCAUGGCGCGACGCGGAAGAGGUGGUGGUGCGAAGCGCGGACCUGAUCUCUCCUGGGAUGAUGAAGAAGAUGACCCUGCAACCUUCAAUGCGGCUCGCAAGCCAGAACCAACGUUUCCUGAUAUUGAGUUUCCCGUGCCACGGCCGAUCUCUCCCUUUGAAUUCUCCUGCGUCCAAAGCUACCUGCGAUUCCGCGGGCGAGCGCACAACGGCCCCUACUAUUCGGUCCUCGACCCGAGCAGUCUUGCAGACCCCAAGACAGGAAAGGUGAUCAAGCGUGCAGGUUUCGACCCUUUCAACGACCAAGAGAAGUAUAGCGCGAAAUACUACAAGAAGAAACGCACGGUACCGGACCUCAGUGGGCGGGAUUAUGAGUUGAAAUACUUUCCUCCCGAGCUGUGGCCGUUCCUCGACCCCGGCCGCAAACACCCCCUAUGGAAAACUACAGACUACGACUUCGAUGCCGCAACCAGUGCACCUCGCAAGAAGCGGAAACGUGACAUUGCCAUUGACGUCAAUGAAGACGAGGAAAACGACGAAGCAAACGACACAGACGUCUCAGAUCCAUUACUGUCUGGCACGCGACGGUCUACUAAAGCCAAGAAGAAGCGCGAUGAUCGAAAAGCAGGCGAAAAGCGCGGCCUGGAUGCCGAGGACGAGUUUUCAGAGGAAGAGAUCCAACCAAAACCGCGAAAGAAGAAAGGAAACAAAGGAAACAAAGGUUCGGACGACGAGGAUGAUGAGGACGAUAAUGCCGAUGACAAAGACAACGACGACGCGGAUGAUGAUGACGACGAUGGGUCAGCCGAUGAUGAGCCUGUUGACUCGGAAUUCUCAGAGUCAGACGACGGCGGCGCUGAUGAUUACAAUGCCGAGAAUUAUUUCGACACAGGAGAGGGCGACGAUGAGGACGGUUUUGCCUUUGGCGGUGGGCGCGGCGGCGACGAUGAAGGGGGCUACUUCUGAUCGAGAUACCUCGCAAAGAAGCGCAGGAUGUCAGGCCAAAGCGUCCGCAUCUUUUACCAAAGUGACAUAAGAUGAACGGGAGUUUGGGAAAGCGAGUAGAUUCCCCAUGCUGUGAAUAUUUGCAGGCACGUUUUGUAUGUGGCAUUUCAGCCUUGAGCCUUGAGGCAUGUUGCACGGCGCCUUUUGCUUGAUUUCGACGCCGCAUGGAGAUCAACAGACUUGCGCCUUCACAUUGUACGAAUUCUCAUUUUUGUAUCAAGAGGUCAGCAAGCACGAAAUCAACAGUGGAUAUCACAAAGUCGUUUCAGACACCCAUGUUUAGAAACCGCCUCUUGUGCUACACUGUGCUAGGAUUCGCCUUGACAUCCGGAUCACCCGUGCCACGACCUUCGAAUAGAUGAUGUCUCUGAUGUUUUCGUCCUAUCGAUUACCCGCAGUUUGAUACCACUACACUGCCUUUACACUUCGCCAGCGAAGUCUGGUUUUCCUAUUAGAGGACGCCUCUCCAGCAGCCUGAGCUGAUUGCCUCGUGCCUGUGUCUCUCCCGAAACUUGAACAUUUG
Molecule: messenger RNA, 1940 nt
Organism: Exophiala dermatitidis NIH/UT8656
Lineage: Eukaryota; Fungi; Ascomycota; Eurotiomycetes; Chaetothyriales; Herpotrichiellaceae
Product: DNA-directed RNA polymerase III subunit C31
Exons: 3
Coding region: 416-1378 (320 amino acids)
Biological process (GO): transcription by RNA polymerase III
Source: RefSeq, a predicted model, not a curated record